This is a messenger RNA of Myxocyprinus asiaticus (Chinese sucker), 5838 nucleotides long. Its product is annotated as F-BAR domain only protein 2-like. The coding region runs from base 169 to 3294 and encodes 1041 amino acids. The transcript has 29 exons. Gene Ontology annotation, cellular component: plasma membrane; clathrin-coated vesicle; cytoplasm. The record is from RefSeq and is a predicted model, not a curated record. Lineage: Eukaryota; Metazoa; Chordata; Actinopteri; Cypriniformes; Catostomidae. Gene Ontology annotation, biological process: clathrin-dependent endocytosis; synaptic vesicle endocytosis; clathrin coat assembly.
GAGGUGGAGUCUGGUGUUCAGAGGGUGGAAACCCCAGCAGAACAGGAGGAAAAAAAAGAGAAAAACCACCAGACACAACAAUAUCGGGGGGAGGACGGUGAAUUAACAGCACAAAUUGAGAUUAUUAAAAUAAAAAAGAGCCACUGUGAAGAAGGGAGAAAAAGCAAGAUGAUAACGCCCUAUUUCCUGGAACAUUUCUGGGGCGAAAAAAACAAUGGAUUUGAUGUACUGUACCAUAACAUGAAACAUGGCCAGAUAUCCAGCAAGGAGCUAGCAGACUUCAUCAGAGAAAGAGCGACCAUAGAGGAGGCAUAUUCAAGAUCAAUGACCAAACUGGCCAAGACUGCCAGCAACUUUUCUCAGCUAGGGACAUUUGCACCGGUGUGGGAUGUGUUUAAACUGUCCACAGAGAAACUGGCAGCGUGUCACAUGGAGCUGGUCCGCAAGCUGCAAGAACUCAUCAAGGAAGUCCAGAAAUAUGUGGAGGAACAAGCCAAAAAUCAUAAGAAGACAAAAGAGGAGGUGGCAUCCACACUGGAGGCUGUACAGAAUAUCCAGAGUGUGUCACAGGCCUUACAAAAGAGCAAAGAGAACUAUGCCAACAAGUCCCUAGAGCAAGAGCGGAUGCGUAAAGAGGGAGCCGCACAAAGAGACCUGGACAAGGCCGGAUUGAAGGUCAAAAAAGCCACUGAGACCUACAAAUCAUAUGUGGAGAAAUAUGCCACUGCGAAGACAGAAUUUGAGCAAAAAAUGACUGAAACUGCACAGAAAUUACAGGGCAUUGAAGAAGAACAUAUCCUGCGUAUGCAGGAGAUUAUCCAUUCAUACUCACAGUCUGUUGAAGAGACACACAUACAGAUCGGAGAGGUGCAAAAUGAGUUUGUGAACAACAUGGAGAACACUUCCGUUGAGAGCCUCAUACAGAAACUAGCAGAAAGCAAAGGCACGGGCAAAGAGAGACCAGGGCCCAUUGAAUUUGAGGAAUGCAAUGUCUCCAUUGCCACAGAAGGUGCCAAACCAAGAAAAAGGAAGACCUUUGUCAUUCCAGGCCGACGAAGAGACAAAGACACGGAUUCCACUGAAUCGGCUGAAGUAGAAGCUGUUAACGCUUCCAAUGGAGCUCCCCCAGGUUUAUAUGGUGCUAUAGAUCUUCAGAACGCUAAUGUGCCUCAGUUAGAUGAAGAGGGCUUCUGUAUUCGGCCUGAAGUCAACGAGAAUGAUGCCAGAGAGAACUCCUUUUAUUCGUCCAGUGACUCAGAGGAUGAAGAUGAGCCAAGAAAGUUCCAUGUUAAGAUCAAACCUGUGCAGACCAACAAUGGCACACACCAGCACAAAGCCACCAUUGACGAGCUGAAGGCCUCUAUUGGAAACAUCACCCUCUCGCCCAAUGCUGUUCAUAUGAAGAGGAACCAAUCCAGUGAUGAGCUGGGACGACCCAAGAUAUUACAACCACCAUUUAACGAUAGACUAGACCUGCUGUCUUUGGAUCCAUUUGGCCCAACCAGCACUGGCUCUGCCUCCUCUGUUCCUCCCUCAUCAGACCUGGCUUCUCUCUUAUUAUCACCUUUCCCUACAUCUCCCCCAAUGCAGUUAAAUGAUGAGGUCUUUGAAGACCCAGAAGUGGAUUUGCUGUCGGAGCCCACCUCUCCUUCAGCUGUCAGUCUUGAGGUUGCUGAGGCUCCUGCUCUUCCCCUUCCCUACAAAAUCCUUCCUUUCAGCCUUGCCAACUCAGGCCCCCUGCCGUUCCCUACCCUCCCCUCUCCUCCCUCCACCUCUCCUUGGGAGCUCCCUGAUGAGGCUUUUGCCCUCCUCAACCCUGCUCCCACUAGAGCUAUGAGUGUGCCUCCAGCCCUACAGGCUACUCCUAAGAACUACACUACCCAAAUGCCCCCUCUCAGUGCUCCCGCCACUGGUCCAGACAUGCUUUCUUUUUGGGCCCAGAGCCAGUGGAUUGCCUUUAAUGAUGCCUUUGUGCCAUGCCGUGGACCCUCCCAUCUGCCAGCAGGGCCUCAGUCAGUGCCCGUGUCUCAACAGCUAAAGCUUUUCUCCAGAGAGCCUACAGACCCAUUUGCGAAUAUUAGGAGAGAGGAAAGUGCCUCCUCUCUGAAGGAAGUAGCAGCCAGACCCAUGCAGGAUGUACCACCCCCAAACAGGCCAACCACUCCCCUGGGCACAGCAGGCAUUGUGCCACCUCCAAGACCAUUAUCACGGCCCAAACUGCCUGCAGGAAAGCUGACGGGCAUCAAUGAGGCUGGCCGACCAUUCAGCCCUUCUAAGCUGUCUAACUCCAGCCCUCCUCCUGCUCCACUGGCUCGAGCUGAGAGCUCCUCCUCUCUCAGCUCCAACACCUCGCUGAGCACCAGCAACACACCUACUGUCGAGGACGAUGUGUUUGUGGGGAAACUGCCCACAUUUGAGAAGAGAUGUGAGACUCCUGCAGUGACAUCUCGUGGGCCCAGUCCAGUGACACUGUCUUCCCUGGAUGCGUUGCCCAUAGCUGUGGCAUUCACAGAGUCAGUUAAUGCCUAUUUCAAAGGAGCAGAUCCCAGCAAGUGCAUUGUGAAGAUCACAGGAGACAUGACCCUCUCCUUCCCCAGUGGCAUCAUCAAGAUUUUCACCUCAAGUCCAUCUCCUGCCGUACUCAGCUUCAAACUCUUAAAUACUAGCAGACUAGAGCAAAUUAUGCCCAAUCAGCAACUACUGCACAGUGACUCCUCCCAGAGUGACACAAACACUAAGGACUUUUGGCUGAACAUGCCUGUACUGACAGCAUACCUCAGAAAGAGCUCUGAGCAGAACCCUGCUGCAUCCUAUUACAAUGUGGACAUUCUCAAGUACCAGGUAUGUUCAAAUGGGAUUCAGUCGACACCUCUGAACCUCGUAGUGUAUUGGAAAUGCGGCCCUAGUACCACAGACCUGCGGGUGGACUAUCGAUACAACCCAGAAGCCAUGCAGCCUCCAGCAACACUCACCAAUGUACAGGUGUUAGUGCCCGUCAGUGGUGGAGUCACCAAUAUGCAGUCGCUCCCCAACGCCAUCUGGAAUGCAGAACAGAAUAAGUCGUUAUGGAAACUGAGUGACAUCUCUGACAAGUCUGAAAAUGAAGGCUCUGGUUCUUUGAGGGCAAAGUUUGAGCUGUCCGAUGGCCCAUCCAUCCCUGCCACCCUGGCUGUUCAGUUCUUCAGCGAAGGCAGCACUAUGUCAGGUGUAGACAUGGAACUAGUAGGCUCUGGUUACCGACUCUCUCUCAAUAAGAAGAGAUUUGCCACUGGUCGCUAUAUGGCAGACUGUUGAGAUCUGAGAAGAGGCCCAUCCACUCUCAAAUGCAGGGAAUCUGGAGUUUAAUUUCUGUUCAUUGACGUAUUCUCUCACUGGUUCUGUAUUAUAUUUAUGGAGGAUCUUUAGAGGGGCUGUCUGUGUGAAGGCCUCUCAUGCAUCUGUUUCCUCUGCAUGUCCUGAAUGAUGCAGUUCCAGUGAAGCAUCUUUCUGGAGACGGGAGGUUUUUAUACUACACUAACGUAGCACUGAGUAUCAAACACUGUAAAAAAUAAAACAAAAAAGUAAAAAGAAGGAAUGUCAAGAUAUUGGUAAAUUAAAUCAUUAAUCUUUGAUACUUUUUGAUCUAUUCAGACUUUUAUAAAGUCAGAACAGUAGUGCUUGUUUUUUUUAUAUAUAUAUGUAUUGUUAACAAUUUGUAAUAUGAAUUAUAUAUGUAUAAACACAGCAUAUCUAAGCAAAAAAAGGAAAAAAAUAACACUGCACUAACAAUCUUUCUGGACAUUUUAAAGCAUUAAUUUCUCCUUUGUAUUCACUGAAAAGUCAGUUGCAAUGGCAAUGAAGAGAACAAAAGGAGAAAAAAUAAGGAAAAAAGGAGAGACAAGAGAUAAUGCCUCAGCAAUAUAUCACUUCAUGCUCACAAGAAUGCCUUACUUUUUGUCCAAAACACCAUUGGUCAUUUACAUAGCGGAGCUUUAAAUUUUUCCCCCUUAUUUCCUUUGUUUUUAGGUGUUCCUUUAUACUUUUAUGUUGUUGUUGUUUUUAUUUCAUUAUGAAUGUGCAAUGAAGGUAUAAGCUUUCAAAAUGUAUGGAUUUUUGUUCUACUUUAGUGCCAUUUUCACCUUAACGUUGACAAGAGAACUUGUUAGUUGUGUUGUCUUGUGUAACAGCAAAAGGAAACUUAUACACUGACCUCAGUGCCUCUUUUGUUACUUAAACAUGUCUAUGUUUCUGUACAGUUAAGUAUGAAAAUCUUUUCCCCCUUUUUUUUUUUUUUUAUCUUUUCAUGACUUUUCAUCAUACAAUGUACUUUAUUUUUUAAGUGCCAGUUCAGUUCUAUACUUCCUGAUAGGAUAUUGAAGGGAAAUCAUGUUAAUACUUUGGCCUUUGACCUUCAAACUCCUUUAGAGUACUUUACCCAAACAGGUCACUUCAUAGCAUUGUGUCAUGUUUAUAGACAUUAUCAGGUUGGCGUUGCCCACAUUUUUAAGCAAAUGCUCUGGGCAGGCCUUGUAGAUGCGGAAGUCUGCAUAAAUCCUACCAAAAUACCCAGUGAAUAAUGAUCAUUGUGAGAUUAUACUAAUGGCAAACACUGACCUGGUGUUAAAACUCUUGACAUUUUGGAGGGAUCCUUAUUGAACAGACCAAAAAGUUAUGAAUAUUAGCAUAUACGCAAAAUGAAUUAUAAGCAUGCAUGCUAUUCGGUGUAGCUGAUUAACAAUGGGCUACCAAUUUUUCAACUAAAGCCCAGUUCAGAUGGGAUUAGCUUUAUAUGGGGACGUGGUGUAUUGUAAUAAUUACAAGAGCUUCUCCAUGAUUUUAGAAGUUGUUUUUGGCUCAAAUUCUCCAAUUAAUGUGUAUUUAGUGUAUUUGCCAAAUACAGAUUGAAAAGCACAAUAAGAUGCAAUGAGCCAAUAGAAGUUACAGAAAAACUCUGCAUUUCUUACUGCCAGUUAUGGAUUUUAAUACUUUUAUGGCUUUAUAUAUUUUUGUAUAGUUUUGUAACAAAAGUUCAUCAACUUAUUACCAUCGAGAUUAUUCUGUCUUUAUUUCACAGUAUGUGUUAGAAACCAGCGGUGAGCAUUCAAGGUUUCAUUGGGAAAACCCUGUCUUUCCCCCAUGCAAGGGCUAUUUGCCUUGUCCUCUGUGGAGGAUAACUUCUCCAAGGGCUACACCAAUCCCUGUGAUCGCAGACGCCAUUUGUACUUUAAAAUGUAAAACACUAAAAGCCAACAAUGACGGACCUUGAUGAAUCUGGACAGUUUUUAGAAUGCUGUCUUGUUUUUACCAGGAACUUUUUUUCUCUUUAACAGUAGUCUAACAGUUUUGUGGAGUAACAAAGUGAAGAUUUUAUAUUGAGAAUCCUCACCCAUUCAUAUAAAGUUUUUAAAUAUUUGUGAUAUUAAUUAAUGUGCAUUGGGUAUGAAUUUUGGUGUAGGUACUGCAUCAAGAAAAUACAGAGGUAGAAAUCAGCUGAUGAACAUCCAGGUCAAUGUAGCAUCCAAAUAUAAUACAUUAUUGGCUUCUUACAGUGAAUAUGCAUGAAUUAAUUGUGUAACUAGCAAGCUGGUUUUGCUGCCUCUACAGCCAACACAUGAAAGUCAUUCUGGAGCAUUAAAAAACAGGUCUCUUCUUUGAUUUCUUUCUUCUUUUUAUGUCCACAUUCAAUGGCACGUUAAAAGAUUUGUGAAAGUCAUUUUUGUGUGUGUGUGUGUGUUUGUGUGUACUCGCACAAUGUACAUUUUUACAAAGAUUUUUCCAUUUUCUCUACUUUAUGAUGCUCUGUGUCUGUAAUAAAUGUGUAAUAUAUAAAUCUAUACAAAUAUAAGAAAUACUACAGAA